AUGACAACCCCCGAGGAUGCUCCCCCGAUCAAACCGCCGCCCUCCUUCUCGCCGGCCUCACCUCUUCCCACAAAGUCCAGGUACGCGGAGCGCCUGCAGAAUACACAGCAGUCGGCGCUGACGUCUCUCUCUGAGAGCCCCCUGCACAACUCUCUGGCCUCAGAGCUACAGUCCUCGCCCUCAUCCCGGGCCAGCUCGCCUGAUCGUCGGCUUUCUCGCUCCUCCCAGCGGCUCUCUAGAUCCUCGACGCUUUCGCCAGCUAGACAUCAGAUCGAUGCUGCAGAUGAUAUACGGUCUACGAUAAUCCGGGCCUUUUCUCCGGCCAUCAGCGUUUACGCUUCGCAAGAGACGAAUGAACUUGUACGGAGAAAGGGGUUGAAGGGUGGUUUCUGCGAGCUCCUGCGGCCGUUUGGCGAAAAAAUUACCGGCAAGGUUAUCAUUCGAGACGGAGUGGGAUCUAGUCGGAGCUGGGAUGACUACGGGGUACGAUUUGUGCACUCGAAUGGUUGCCGGCAGACUUCGGCCGCGGGGGCUGAGGAUAUAGACAAGAUACCCCUUUUGGCUCAGAUCGAAAAGGUCUUGGAAACCCACCUAGAGCCAUCUAAUCGAGCCGCGAGUGAUGCAAUAUUUACUGGUCAACCUACUCCCAAGGGUGUGACCUUGUCAUCCCCUCUAUAUAGGCUGUUCCUAAGACGGCUAUUAUCAGCAGACGCUCCUACCCCUCAUGAAACCUUUCUUCACCCUGUAACAUGCGUUAUAGCCAUCAGUUCCAGUACACCGUCUCCGUUAGAAGCUCUACGCCAGCUUUACGCAGUUACAAGUAAUGGAGAGCAAGGGCCCCAACCCUGGAUCCAUCCAGAAUACCUCCGAUACUAUGUUCUUGUGCAUGACGAAGAUAGAGACGACAUUACUCAAUCAACCGCAUUAUUUGAUCAGAUGAAACGGCACUUCGGUCUACAUUGUCACAUGUUACGGCUUCGAAGUAACCAGUGCGUUGUAACAGAUGACGAUGGUAUGCCAUUUCCAUCAUGUGAAUGGCAAAGUUCGCGAGAAGAGUUGAUAGAAGCCAGAGAACAAGAACCCUUGAUAGAUGUGGGGUGGGAAUCUCCUCAUAUAUUCGAGUCCGAUGUUACAGCCAUUAUAUCCUUUAUCAGGGAGCUGGUUGCUCAGUCUGUUAUUCCUCACAUGGAGAACCGGGUCGCCAUGUGGAACGAACAAGUUGCCUCCCGAAGAAGGGGUCUAAGUGGCCGCUUCAUGUCGAUAUCCAGACGCUGGACCGGGUUUGGUUCGAGUUCAAAGUCCUCCGGCGCCUUUGGAGGCGGUAGCAGUGGAAGCAACUAUGAUCCCUACCAGGGGUAUUAUAAGCCAGAUUCCCCUGAAGCACUAUUACGGAAGAUGGCGGAUUAUUCUUUUAUGCUUCGUGACUUUAAGCUUGCUUCGUCAACGUACGACCUUCUCAGGAGCGACUUUGGGAAUGACAAAGCUUGGAGAUACCAUGCCGGAGCUCAUGAGAUGUGUGCUAUAAGCAUGCUACUCAACCCCCUUACCUCAACUAAUAAAUCCAAACUUGACGCUGUCGAUCAACUGCUAGAUAUUGCAUGUUACUCAUAUCUAACUCGAUGUUCAGAUGGCCAAAAUACGCUACGCACAAUCAUACUUGGAGCUGAGCUUUUGAAAUCUCGUGGCGGCCCUGCUGCUGAAAAUGCCGCCAAGUGGAACAUGAAAGCCCUCAACAUGAACCUCGUUGGCCCUAUCGGCCGAAUUCUCGUCUCUGAACGGACUUCUGCAUGUUUUGCCGCAAAGGUUGCAACAGAAGGCACCAAAUGGGGAACCAGACGGCGGAAGGCCGGGAUGUGGUCACUUCUCGCUGCUGAUUACUGGCUAUCAAUUGGGAAACCCGCUCUUGCAUCUAGCUGCUUGGAGGAAGCCGAAAGGCAUUAUGGACCUAUACUGGAAGAGGGACUAUUUGCCUUUCCUGAUCUACGCACAUACGUAGAGGAACUGAGACUGUCUGUGAAGAUGGGAUGCCUUGAAGCUCAAGGACUGGAGGCAGAGGAGGAUGAAGUUUCUGACGAGCAACCUGAUGCUACCGAAGAGAUGAAUGAGAAACUCCCUUUCCGUCAUCACCGGCGGUCUAUUCUCGGGUCGGUUGGACCAUUAGAAACUGUCCAGUCAGCCAAGCUCCUAAGGACGGAGGAUGAGGAGCCUGAAGAUGAUGACUUUGAAUGA
Molecule: messenger RNA, 2229 nt
Organism: Nannizzia gypsea CBS 118893
Lineage: Eukaryota; Fungi; Ascomycota; Eurotiomycetes; Onygenales; Arthrodermataceae
Exons: 2
Coding region: 1-2229 (742 amino acids)
Biological process (GO): endoplasmic reticulum to Golgi vesicle-mediated transport; protein localization to phagophore assembly site
Cellular component (GO): TRAPPIII protein complex; cytoplasmic vesicle; phagophore assembly site
Source: RefSeq, a predicted model, not a curated record